Molecule: messenger RNA, 2505 nt
Organism: Fusarium mangiferae
Lineage: Eukaryota; Fungi; Ascomycota; Sordariomycetes; Hypocreales; Nectriaceae
Exons: 4
Coding region: 1-2505 (834 amino acids)
Source: RefSeq, a predicted model, not a curated record
AUGAAGCAUGUACAACGCUUCAAAGCCCGGAUUCUUGGGCGGUCGGAGUCGCCACCCAAGCCGACACUUGAGAACUCAUGCGCCCGCCUGGACGAGUCCUCAAGCAGUGUAACGGAGCCAACAAAAUCCCGCACUACCACACAUGGCCUAUUCAUAUUAGCGGACAGCAAGCCAGAUGAGGCAGGUCUCAUGGGUUUUCCAGUAGACAUUGUUGCGAUUCAUGGCCUUAAUGGAAAUGCAAUCUCAACAUGGCGACACGAGCCUGAUGGCACCGUAUGGCUUCGGGACCUCCUCCCCAAUUUUUUACCUGGAUGUCGGGUCUACACAUAUGGCUAUCCUUCCAAAAUAUGGUCUCAAUCGUCCGAAAGGGUUCAGGAGUAUGCACUCAACCUUCUGGUUUCCUUAAGGGAUAUUCGGGAAAAUUUAAAUGCCGCGCUUGUUGCUGCUCACGAAAACGACGACCUUUAUGGGGACGUACUGAAGUCUGUCCGAGGCGUCGUGUUUUUGGCUACUCCACAUAGAGGAAGUAAUGCAGCAAAUCUAGCCAGUAUUUGCGGUUCAAUUGUCAAUAGCUUCGCGUCUGCUGGAUUAGGACCGAAAACAGUGAGGACUGACCUGCUCAAAACUUUAAUAUAUGACUCGGAUACGCUCCAAGACCUGACGAUGUCAGCACGGAACCGUUUAGGCAAUAUUCACGUAGUUUCGUUCUAUGAAACUUUGCCUUUGCCAAUGGGCCCGCUGUCCUCCUCCUUGGUUGUCAGCCCUGCUUCUGCUAUGCUUGGCAUUCCAUACGAAGAAGUAAUUCCCAUGCCAGAAGAUCACAGAACUAUUUGUCGUUUUCCUGGCGAGACAGAAAGCUACUUGAAAGUGGCGAGAGCUCUUCGAAGGAUUGCCACUAAGUCCUCAAAUGUCGGCCCAACAAUCAAGCGCACCAGCACGCACUCAUCUAAUAUUGUCCUUAGUGACUUGGAAAGAACCUGCAUGUUGCUUCUUAGUGAUAACGAUGUCGCGAAAGAUGUUGAACCGCCCCCAAAGCCAGUCCCUGGCACAUGUCAGUGGAUUCGCGGCCACAGUUUGUUCGUCUCUUGGCUCGAAAAAGGUACCAAUGCUCUCCUGUGGCUUACAGGUCAUCCGGGCUGCGGUAAGACAAUGUUGUCCUACUCGUUGGCCCAAUAUUUCGAUGAUGCCUGCAAUAAGUCUCGGAAUGUCCUCAUCUAUCUGUGCCAGAACAAGAACAAGCAGACGGAUGCAAGGGCAGUACUCGUUGGCCUUAUCCUUCAGAUAAUUCAUCGUCAUCGCUCGCUUGUCAGAUAUAUUCGUUCAGCGUUUGAAAAACAAGGAUCAAGCAUCAUUCAGUCCUUCGCCUCGCUCUGGCGUAUUUUUCUUAGGAUUACAAUGGAUCCCAAAUCCGGGCCCCUCUAUGUUAUUCUAGACGCGCUCGAUGAGUGUCAGAAGACAUCAUGUCAUCAAUUGCUCGUCUCGAUAUCUGACAUGCUGACCGACUCUUCUCAGUCGAUGAAGGGUGGUAGCAGGGUCAAGUUUCUUAUCACAAGCCGACCAUUUCUUCAUCAAUCCUAUGCCAACAGCCAAAAAGUGUUUCAAUCUCAAAUAUCAAUCGAUGAUGACCAAACUGGCUACACUGAAGACCUUCAGACUUUCAUCCAAGAGCGAAUCCAUGAAAUUUCUCUCAACAGGCAAUUCUCAAACGACAUCAGGGACUUUUUAUGCGAAGCGAUAAUGUCUAAAGCCGAUCGGACUUUUCUAUGGAUUCACAUGGUUCUCGCAUCGAUCGAGAAGAGUCUACUUACUUCGAGGAAAGAGUUCCAGAAGAUUAUAACCAGCAUUCCUGAAGGCCUCGCCGAAAUAUACCAUCGUUAUCUGACUGCCAUACCCUUGGAUCAUCAAGAGGACGCGUCAAAAUUACUGAAGCUACUUUUAGCAUGCUCCAGGCCCCUGUCUCUGGAUGAACUCAACAUCGCAUUCACAAUGGACCCUUCGUACACUACGGCUGAGUCGAUCAUGCAAAACUCUCAUAACUCAAUUGCUCACACUGUUCAGGGUAUCCUAGGGUCUUUAGUAAGAGUCACAGGGCAACAAGUAUCCUUGGUCCACCAGUCCGUGAAGGACUAUCUCCAAGAUCAAUACAUCGCUAGCAUCGACAGCCCUCCUGCGAUACGUAUGGUCAAUCCGCAAGGCUCCGCUCUACAGCUGGCUACUGUAUGCAUCCAAUACCUUCUUCUUGAUGAUUUCACAGUCGACUUCUUUCCAACAAAUGACUCGCCUACUUCGGUCAUUGUAGAAGAAACAGACGUCUUUGGUGAGCUACCUCUGGGCGACUUUGAAGGCGACUUUUGGGACCACGAAGAUCACGACCUGGACUCCAAUACGUUGUUUCACGAUCCCGCUAUCCUGCAUCCUGAAAUCUGCGAUUCAUUGGUCUCAGACUAUCCUUUUUACACAUAUGCAUCCUUGCAUUGGGCAGAACACUUCGCUAGAUGCGAGUAA